Colletotrichum abscissum is the source of this 1005-nucleotide messenger RNA. RefSeq lists its product as uncharacterized. The transcript has 2 exons. Lineage: Eukaryota; Fungi; Ascomycota; Sordariomycetes; Glomerellales; Glomerellaceae. The record is from RefSeq and is a predicted model, not a curated record. Bases 1 to 1005 code for a protein of 334 amino acids. Gene Ontology annotation, molecular function: ATP hydrolysis activity; ATP binding.
AUGGAGAACUUCCCACCAGAGCCAGGCCUACCUACAGAUGGCAGUGAACCGCACGUUCCUGAGAUCUAUCUGUUUUCAAAUCUUGUCCCUGGCUUUGAUUUGAGACGAAAGAAAUGGGUUGAUGUUGAGGUCGACCAGAUUCGGGACGUGGCCUGGAACGAUCAAGCCUUCAACAGUCUGGUGGCUGAUGAAGACAUGAAGAUGCUCAUUCUUGCACUUGUCACCAACCAAAUCGAUGCCAAGCGAGGUACAGACGUUAUCGAUAACAAAGGAAACGGCCUCAUUAUGCUGCUUCAUGGCUCUCCGGGCACCGGAAAAACAUUUACAGCCGAAUCUGUCGCCGAAAUAGCUAAAAAGCCUUUGUACUCGGUAACUUGUGGCGAUAUAGGCACGGAUCCUGCUGAGGUUGAGAAGUAUCUCGAGUCCGUUUUCCACCUCGGCAAGAUCUGGGACUGCGUCGUGCUCCUCGAUGAAGCCGAAGUCUUCCUCGAGCAACGUACUCUACAAGACCUCCAACGAAACGCACUUGUCUCCGUGUUUUUGCGCGCUCUAGAGUACUACGAUGGGAUCUUGAUUCUCACGACAAACCGAGUGGGUACCUUCGACGAGGCGUUCAAGUCUCGAAUUCAGCUGGCGCUCCGGUACCAAAGGUUGGAGGCCUACCAACGCAAGCAAAUCUGGAAGAACUUCUUCGAGCGGCUCAAGAGCAUUGGAGAGGAGGACAGCAUUGACUUUGACGAUGUUUCGCUGCACAUAGACGAGCUUACCAAGCACCCCAUGAACGGACGACAGAUCCGGAAUACGAUCACCACCGCGCGGCAGCUCGCUAAGUUUAUGGGGAAGAAGAUGGUAUUUUCGCAUCUGCAACGAACCAUCGCAAUCACGAACAAGUUUGACGAGUACUUGGCUGACGUUCGGGAAGCUGAUGUGGAGGAACAUGGUGGAAGAGGCUUGGAUGGCAGGUACUCUGACGAGUCUUUUGCUCGAUCUGAUCAGAUACGAUAG